Molecule: messenger RNA, 858 nt
Organism: Bactrocera dorsalis (oriental fruit fly)
Lineage: Eukaryota; Metazoa; Arthropoda; Insecta; Diptera; Tephritidae
Exons: 2
Coding region: 1-858 (285 amino acids)
Source: RefSeq, a predicted model, not a curated record
AUGAGCUUCCUAGACGCUAUUUCGCCGGAGAAACGCGCACUCUUUGAGGAGCGUGCGCAUGACGACGAUGAUGUGCCCUCUUGCAGCCGCACUCAGUACAAGGCGUCUACUGUGGCUCUUGCAGGUUUUGUGAACCCCGCCACCACAACCCCCUCAAGCAGGAUCGAAUGCACCGAGGAAGUCGAUGGCAUGUGUUCGAAAGUAAACAACUACCUCUCCGACCUUUCCCGUUUCCUCACUGCACGAAAUCUCACACUUUCCUCCACCAAAUCCACAGCGACCAUAUUUACAAACUGGACGAAGGAGUAUAGACUUGAACUUAAUAUUGCAGUCGAUGGCGUCAAAAUCCCGACUGUUAAUAACCCUAAGAUUUUAGGUGUAACCUUCGAUAGUCUAUGCUCCUUCACCCCCCAUACCACCGCGAUUAUCGCCAAGGUACAGAGCCGCAACAAAAUCCUCAAGUCGCUAGCCGGCAGCACAUGGGGAAAAGACAAAGAAACGUUGUUGGCAAUUUACAAGGUAAUCGGCCGGUCGGUCCUCAACUACGCAGCACCAAUAUGGUCGCCUGGAUGCAGUGGUACGCAGAUAAGAAAACUUCAGACCUGCCAAAAUACAGCACUUCGGGCCACGACGGGAUGCCUCUUGAGUGAGACGCGCAAGCUACCUGUAAAGGAGCAUAAUGAACUCCUCUCCAGGCAGUUCCUGCUGGGAUGUUUCCGUAGGAAUCACCCUUGUAGCCACCUGCUUAGAGCGGAACCACCUCCUAGGAGCAUCAAGAGGUCAUUCCUCGACUACGUCGACGACAUCGAACAGUACGCCGACCGGACUUCGGCGCAACAGACUUUCGACAGGUACUGA